This is a messenger RNA of Carassius gibelio (silver crucian carp), 4195 nucleotides long. RefSeq names its product terminal nucleotidyltransferase 5A-like. The record is from RefSeq and is a predicted model, not a curated record. The transcript has 2 exons. Gene Ontology annotation, molecular function: poly(A) RNA polymerase activity; RNA binding. Bases 113 to 1318 code for a protein of 401 amino acids. Gene Ontology annotation, biological process: mRNA stabilization. NCBI's taxonomy places the organism in Eukaryota, Metazoa, Chordata, Actinopteri, Cypriniformes, Cyprinidae.
AAGCGCAUUAUGCGUCUCCUCAGCUCUCCUCGAAACAUCUCCAGGCAGUAGAUCUCUCGCUCGCUCGCGCGUGCAUGUGCUCGUCCCUCCGACUCCUCCAGCAGACGCGACCAUGGCUGAAGAGGACCGCGCGAUCAGACGAGUUUCAGACUCAAACACGGACAGCGCGAACUUCAGCGUGCUGAGCUGGGAGCAGGUCCAGCGGCUGGACCUCAUCCUGACCGAGAGCAUCCCGAUCCACGGCCGAGGAAACUUCCCGACGCUGCAGAUGAAGCCCCGGCGGAUCGUGACGGCGGUGCGGAGCCGCAUGCGGGAGCAGCGCAUCCAUGUGCGGGACGUGCGUCUCAACGGAUCCGCCGCCAGUCACGUCCUGCACGGGGACAGCGGGCUCGGCUAUAAGGACCUGGACCUCAUAUUCCGCGUGGACCUGAAGGGAGAGACGGAGUUCCAGAUCGUCAAGAACAUCGUGCUGGACUGUCUGCUGGACUUCUUACCUGAUGGGGUCAAUAAAGAGAAAAUCACCCCACUGACCCUGAAGGAAGCAUAUGUGCAGAAGAUGGUGAAAGUGUGCAAUGAUGCGGACCGCUGGAGUCUCAUCUCUCUCUCCAACAACCGGGGCAAAAACGUGGAGCUCAAGUUCGUGGACUCCUUGCGCCGGCAGUUCGAGUUUAGCGUCGAUUCUUUCCAGAUUAAGCUGGACUCUCUGCUGCUUUUCUACGAGUGCUCUGAGAACCCCAUGGCCGAAACGUUUCACCCCACCAUCAUCGGCGAGAGCGUGUACGGAGACUUCGCCACGGCGCUGGACCAUUUGCGCAACAAGGUGAUCUGCACGAGGAACCCAGAGGAGAUCCGAGGAGGCGGCCUCCUGAAAUACUGCCAUCUUCUGGUCAGGGGUUUCCGAGCCGCCUCCGAGUCGGAGAUGAAGUCUCUCCAGCGCUACAUGUGCUCCCGCUUCUUCAUCGACUUCUCGGACAUCAGCGAACAGCAGCGCAAGCUGGAGUCUUAUCUCCAGAACCACUUUGUGGGCUUGGAGGACCGCAAGUACGAUUAUCUGACGACGCUGCACGGGGUGGUGAACGAGAGCACGGUGUGUCUGAUGGGACACGAGCGGAGGCAGGCCCUUGGGCUGAUCGCCAUGCUAGCGGUGCGCGUGUUGGCCGAGCAGAACGUCAUACCCAACGUGGCCAACGUCACUUGCUAUUACCAGCCUGCUCCUUAUGUAGCAGAUGGUAACUUUAGCAAUUAUUACAUUGCCCAAGUCCAGCCAGUCUUUACCUGCCAUCAGCAAACCUACUCCACAUGGCUACCGUGCAACUGAACGCCAAUAAGAUGAGCUGAAUCAUUGCAUUGUUGAAUUUGUUUCACAAUUGACCCUGAGUGUGACUGUCCACUUCCCCAAUGUGCAACUCUGCUUGAGUGAAAUGAAUGGGGUUUGUCUGUUUUCUCAAAUGAGUUUGGAAGGCAACUUCUGCACUGCCUGGCCUAAUUCUCGACUGAUCGUGAGGUUUUACACUUACUUAUCAUUCUCAAGUGUGUUUCUGACUGGUUGACAUGUUGAAUCCCAGUCAUUAGAUGCAUGAGAAGGGAAGUGCAAGGUUUAGGAAAGCUGCAGUUGCACCCUUUAGUCCAAAUGGAAACCAGUGUAUCGCUAAGAACCUUUUACGAAGACUCCCUGAGUGAGGGGAAAAGUCAAAAUCUACAACCCUUACAGUUUGUACGAACCAAAGAUAUUUAGAUAGAUUUUUUUAUAUAUAUAUAUCCAGACUAUCAGCUGAUGUGAUAGUGCUGUCUAUAUUUGUACGUGAAUGCAUUCGAAGUGCCUAACGUCAAUGCAGUACACUGAGGUGAGCAAAGCAACCUCAAAAUCACGAAACACGACAAAGGGAAUUUAAAGCUUGUGAAUGUACAUGAUGUGUGCUGAUUUACAACCAAUGUAAGUGUCACGUCUGCUUGCAGUUCAGUCUCUGUCUAUUAAUUGAACACUUAAUUUAUUGUUUCUGAGCAGAAUCCACAGCUUUGAGAAGCCAUCUUUUAGUUAGGUUGACUUUUGCACAGGCUUUCCAGCAGACCACAUGAUCCAGGUGAGAGUUGAGGGCACAUGCGUGUCAGCAUACGGCCCACAAACUAAGAAAAGACCUGUUUUGCGGACAAGAACAAAGACUUUCUAGAGGAAAGGUAUUUGCAGAAACCUCUGAUGGUGGGACGCUGUUUGCUGUAACAUCCAAGCAGGGAAUUCAUCAGCUCCUGCCGAAGUAAAAGCCGCUGUGUUCCUGCGCUCCGCCGGCUGAACCUGACCCCGCGUUCACCCAAGUGUCAACAGAGUGUUAACCUGUUCUUGAUUAAUAGCCCUGCGGAAGGAAGCAGGAGGGCCCAUGGCAUAUAUGUUUAGCCUUGACAAAGAGACUUGAGAGGAGAGGGAAGAGGAAAGCGAGACGCAGACGAGAGCGAGGGAAAGAGGGAGGGCUGGAGAGAUGGGUGCAGCUGGUGAAGGGGUUUAUCUACUUCUACAAAUGUCUUUUAAUCAGUACAGCUUAUUUCAUUACUUGGGCAAUUUGGCUGAACAGACACAAGGUUUUUAUAGGACAGAGAAGCACAGAUCAGUUUGCUUUACUGGAAUGCAAACUUUGCAGAUGAGUUUCCAGUAUUGCUCAUAUCACAGCAUGCAACUGAAGGUGCACUCAGCUGUAGACAGUCGGGGAUUAUGAAGAUUAAAUAAGCAGAAAUAAGAUUGCAUUUGCAAAGCAUGAAUGAGAUUUUAAGGGGGUCAUAUCAUACUUUUUUUUACAUCAACUCAUAAUGUUUUAGUUUCAAAUUGAACUUUCAGCACCAUUUUUAGUCUCUCUCUGAUCUUUAGAUGUAAAGGACCUCUAAAGAGUUUGGGUUUGCUGUCAGGUCCAAUAAAAAUUUAACAGCCGAUUAUUUUAAUGACAUACUUUUUGUGAGUUUGAGGACUUCAUUGAUGUGUAAAUAAUGUUUCUUCUGUGUGCUUUCAGAAAGUCAUGGAUGUUUAGUUUAAAUGAAUGUUAUUUUUGGACUGGGAAGCAAGCCUGGAUUUCUAAAAGUUUACGUUUGUUUAUAUAGUGCAGGAAUUCCCAAACAUAUUUGUCAGCCAAACUCCUUUUACCUAAAAUAUUUACUUGAAGUAAAUUUCUGAGAUUUUAAGGUAAUAUUUUUAAAUGAUUACAAUAAUAAUAAUAAAACAUUUGCAUGUUCACGGUUCUCAGUUAUGCGUUUCGUUAAAUGCAGGUAAACAAACAAAUCUUUUUUUGAAGUGCUUUAUUUUUAUUUGAACAAAAAUAGAUGAAUGGCAUACAUUGCUAUAGCUUGUGAAUAAUAUUUAAAUACAGCAUUUCAGUCAUGUGACCUCGAUCAGGCAUUGUUUUCCAUAAAUCAAGCUUGCAUGACUGAAUAGUUAUAUUAAAAUAUGAUUAACAAGCUAUAACACUGUGUGAGAUUCAUAUUUGCUUAAUUGUAUUCCUAAAUUUCCAAAAUUUUAUGACUUACUAGUUAAUAAUUUAUUUUGAUUCAGCAAUUUAAUGAGUUAGUUUUUUUUUUAGCUUCUCACAAACACAAUUUUUGGAAAUCCUGAGAAAAUACAUCAAAAUGUGUUAUCUAAAAAAAUAAAGCAGAAGGUGACUCUUCAUAAUAUGACCCCUUUAAAAACAUCAGUGGAUACAAUUCUAAUAAAUUCAUUACUGCUAUAAAACAUGGUUGUUGAAGUGAUUGACAUCAAGCAGAAUUUGCAGUAACGUUAGUUUUUAACGAUUCUGUACUGAUCAUGAUGUUCUCACAGGUCUCCUUUCUUUCAGUAUUUUAUAUGUCUGUGGUUCUCACUCACACUCUAGUUUGUCUUAACAUUUUGACGGUAUCCUGUGGAUUUUUUGGCAGCGUGAUGUGACUCGCUCUGUGAAGUCUGAGCUCCUAUCUUGGUAUUUUUCGAAUGAUGCCAAACACUUAAUGUUCAAAUAUCUUGUAAAAACAUAUUUUUAGGACAAACACACAUUAUGCUUGCUUUUCUUAUUGUAUUAGUGAAUUUAAUUGUCAUUCAGCAUUCUCGUUCGUUGUUCAAGCUGCUACAUGUCGUUAUUUUUUUUUAGCUGCUGCUUUUGUGCAUAAAUUUGUGUUCAGUUGAACAAAGAAUUGACAUGUUGUCCUCAAUAAAAAAAAGGGAAAAUAAGAAAAAGAAAGAAAUGUA